This is a messenger RNA of Setaria italica (foxtail millet), 729 nucleotides long. RefSeq lists its product as uncharacterized. Lineage: Eukaryota; Viridiplantae; Streptophyta; Magnoliopsida; Poales; Poaceae. The record is from RefSeq and is a predicted model, not a curated record. Bases 120 to 608 code for a protein of 162 amino acids. The transcript has a single exon.
CAGCAACCACCAUCCGCUCUCUCCUCUCCCUCUUCGUCAUCCUCUCGCUGCUCGCCGUCCUCGGCGCGGACGAUGGCGUCGGCGGCGGAGGCAGCCGGCGGUGCCCUCUUAUCCCGUCCAUGACCGCCGAGCGCGCGUGCGGCGCGGUCGCCGGGACGCGCCGCAUGCUCGAGCUCUGCCUCAGCACGCUCCGCGCCGGCGCGAGCGCGGGUGCGGGCGCUGCGGUGCCCGUCACCCUCCACGCCGCGGCGGCCGUGCGCGGUGCGCUGGACGCCUACGCGGCCACGGUGGCCGCGGCGACGACGCUGCUCGACGGCGGCGCGGUCCCGGCGGACGGCGAGAGGGCCGCGUUCGGCGACUGCAUGGUGGGCUACGGCCGCGCCCGCGGGGCCAUGGCGCGCGUCGCCGGCGACCUGGCGGCCGGCGGCUGCGACAGGGCCGCGGGCAUCAAGGCGGGCUACACGGCGGGGCUCCGCGGCAUGGACGGGUGCAGUAGGGGCCUGCUCAACUACCCGGCGUCGCCGUUGUACGCCAGGAACCUCGCCGACCGGAACAUGACCUUGCUCGCCGCCUUGCUCUGCAGCCUGGUGCCAGCGCCGCCGGCGUGAGGACAGCCAGCAUGUGCAUGAGAGGGCAGUCACUAGCCAGAGUGGAUUUGUUUGUAACACUAAUAUCCAUGUUAAAAUUGUUAUUAAUUGAUCUUACCAGGCAAGCAAUAAAUCUGCUAUG